AUGAAUCUCUUUCUUGAGUGUAAACGAAAUUUGAUGUCCUACUUUGAAUUUGUUUUGUUGAUCACCUCUGCUGGACUAUGCUCAUCCACUACCAAUUAUUGUGACCGAAGUUUGUGUGGACGCGGUCAGCACAUCGGCUGCAAUGCCACCAAAGGAUUUGCUUCUGCCUGCGGAAAGAAUGCCGAGUACGUUCCGAUGGAUGGCAAAAUGAAGGAAAUCAUCCUCAAUAAACAUAACACUCUCCGUGCAAAGAUGGCACAAGGCUUCAGUGGUUUUCCACCAGCACAACGAAUGCCAACACUGGUGUGGGACGACGAAUUGGCUACCGUUGCAUCGUUUAAUGCUAGAAGAUGCAAAUUUCAGCACGACAACUGCCGGAACACCAAAGAGUUCAAGUAUUCUGGACAGAACUUGGCAAUGGCCAGAUUCCGUGGGAAAGCUGUCAAUCCCGAUGAGCGAGCGGCUUUCUUUCUCCAGAAAUGGUUCGACGAGUAUCGACAUUGUCCUAAGAGUAUUAUUGCGAAGUUUCCGCUUUCGUACAAAGGACCUCAAAUCGGACAUUUCACACUGAUGAUGAACGACCGUGUCUGGAAGGUUGGAUGUUCGAUGGUACGCUAUAAAUCUGGAAAGUGGACCAACCUCUUCUUUGUCUGUAACUAUUCAAUGAACAACAUACUAGGGCGACCAGUCUACACCGGUGGGAAAACGGCGUCUAAAUGUCAGAACGGCCAGAAUGCGAAAUUUAAGGGUCUCUGCAGCACUAAGGAAAAGGUCUGAAAGUGAGAAAUAAAUGUUUCCAUGUAAAAUGGUGAAAAAA
Aedes albopictus (Asian tiger mosquito) is the source of this 817-nucleotide messenger RNA. Its product is annotated as antigen 5 like allergen Cul n 1-like. The record is from RefSeq and is a predicted model, not a curated record. Bases 1 to 777 code for a protein of 258 amino acids. NCBI's taxonomy places the organism in Eukaryota, Metazoa, Arthropoda, Insecta, Diptera, Culicidae. The transcript is spliced from 3 exons.